ACUCCCCAGAAGAUGUUUUGAAAUAUUUAUAUAUGCCUCAUUCGAAGAGAAAUAAGCAGAAAUGAGAAAUUAGUCGUUCUCGAGCUUUGGGAGUAUAAAGAUCAAAUUAAAAAAAGUUUUCUGUUUUACUUAAACAAUUUCAUAUUUAUGUUUUUACCGAGAACUGUUUCUCAAUUAAUUGAAAAUUGUGAAAAGUAUUUUCCAUUUGAUUGAAAAUCAGCGAAUGAUUCAAAGUUCUUGAAAAUAAAUUAGUGUGUUUAUUGUAUAAAAUAAACUUCGCCAUAUCGCGUUCAUUGCACCGCGUGUGUGUGAAUUAUUCAUUCGCUGAAAACGAAGAGAAGCUGUGAGUGCGGAAUCAAGUUUUGGGCAUUGGACCUCAAUGGUCUCUGAAGGAAACAUUCCAAAAGUCAUUAACAUUUGACCCAGAAAGAAGAAGAAUUUGGCAGCAAGAUUGGCAGAAGAAUGGACUGUUUUACAUCACCAUGUGCAAGUUUAAGUACAGGGGCUGCAAAUCAAUUUUUUGCCCUUCUCAUGAACUACAUAAGUCAAUCUACAUGCUCUCUUUCCCCACCAGAGCGAUGGCCCGCUGAUUAUGGAGAUAUUGCAAUGAGAAAAGGCUUUGGAGAGUAUGAUUUUAUUAUUGUUGGAGCAGGUUCAGCUGGUUCGGUUCUAGCAAAUCGUCUCAGUGAAAAUCCAAAAUGGAAAAUUCUUGUGCUUGAAGCAGGAGGUGAUCCUCCGAUUGAAUCAUCUAUACCACUACUGGCUGCAACAUUACAUAAAACCCAGUAUGAUUGGCAGUACUACAUUGAACCAACGGAGAGGUACAGUAGAUUCUCAAAUGGCUGGCCACGAGGGAAAAUGCUCGGUGGUUCUAGUUCAAUGAACAUGAUGGCCUAUGUGAGGGGCAAUGAAGAUGAUUACAACAGAUGGGAAGCACUGGGGAACCCAACAUGGGGCUUUGAGAAUGUCUUGGAGCACUUUAAGAAGUCCGAAUGGAAUCGUAAUCCCGAAAUAGCAAAUGCCUACGGUGGGUACUACCACUCAACACACGGUCUGCUUUCCGUUGAGCUCUACAACAACAACAGCACAAUGAAUGGUGAUAUUGUUGAAGCUGCCAAGGAAAUGGGAUAUCCUUUUGUGGAGGAUAUCAAUGCUGUGAAUCACAUUGGAUUCACAUAUCUUCAAGCUACCAUUGACGAUGGUGUUCGGGCUAGUACAGCUGCUGCGUUCUUAGUUCCUGCCAAAGAUAGACCAAAUCUGCAUAUAGUCAAACACGCGCAUGUACUAAAUUUGGAGAUUGAUAGCAAUGGGGUUGUUUCAGGGGUAAGGAUGCUCCUUCGGGGACAAAAGGAACUUAAAGCUUACGCCAGAAAGGAAGUCAUUGUAAGUGGAGGGACUGUGAAUUCCCCACAAAUUCUCAUGCUGUCCGGAAUAGGCCCAGCUGAGCAUCUAACCGAAAUGGGAUUGCCAGUUAUAAGAGAUCUACAAGUUGGGAAAAAUCUUCAAGAUCAUCCAGCAGUUCUUCUGUUCUUUACCCUCGAUCCAGACGCACCGGCUGUUUCACCUGCAGACACCUUGAGGGAUUUCUUUGAAUACCUAACACACCACAAUGGACCAUUUGCCACAAUUGGAACGGGGCAGACGACAGGAUUUGUUAAUGUUAACGACCCCCUAGGACCAUAUCCUAACUUCCAAAAUGUCCAUUUAUUCUUUCAAAAAGGACAGAGCAAUGAUGCAGCAGGUUUCCUCCGAUCCACGGGAUAUAUUCCUGAAUUUAUAGAAACAAUUGCAACUGAAGUUGCAAAGUCAAGCAUUCUCGUUGUACUCCUUCCGCAUCUACAGGAAGCAUCUAGGGGUGAAAUUCUUCUACGAAGUGCUGACCCCACAGAAAAACCCCGCAUCUACCCUAACUACUUGGCAGAAGAUUCGGAUAUUGAGGACUUUAUAAAGGCUAUUCGGUUAUACCUCAAAUUCUUGCAAACUACCUCCUAUAGAUCCCAUCAAAUGACUUUCCUCCAACUCUCUUUGCCUGAUUGCGAUGGUUUAGUCUUUGAUACUGAUGAAUACUGGAUCUGCUAUAUUCGAUACUUAACUACGACAUUUUCUCAUCCUAUUGGGACAUGUAGAAUGGGUCCUGACUCCGAUCCAAACGCCGUUGUUGAUUCUAGAUUGAGAGUUAGGGGAACUAAGGGGUUGCGUGUUAUUGAUGCUAGUAUUAUGCCUAAUGUUACGCGAGGAAAUACAAAUGCUCCAACAAUUAUGAUUGGGGAGAAAGGAGCUGAUUUUAUUAAGAAAGAUUGGGGUUUUAAUUGAGCACAAGAGCUCCAAUGAAAAGAAGCAAUUCCUUAAGAUUUUGAGGACAAAUAUCUCUUAUUUGUUAUUGAAUAGAUGGAAGAGGUUUUUUUUAAUGAAAUAAAAUGACGAUUCGAAAGCUCAGUAAA
Molecule: messenger RNA, 2441 nt
Organism: Lutzomyia longipalpis
Lineage: Eukaryota; Metazoa; Arthropoda; Insecta; Diptera; Psychodidae
Product: glucose dehydrogenase [FAD, quinone]-like
Exons: 3
Coding region: 463-2313 (616 amino acids)
Molecular function (GO): ecdysone oxidase activity; flavin adenine dinucleotide binding
Source: RefSeq, a predicted model, not a curated record